AUGACAGACCGCUUUGUGUUAGUAAUUAUUUUAGGAACAUUAGUGACCUUAAUACAAUCUUUAUUACUGGAAAUACCAGAUACCGUGGCACAAACAUCUGGUUCUAGAACCAUCAGACUGUAUACAGACAAACGAUCAUGGAAAGAAGCACAGCAAAUUUGUAGAGAUAACGGUGGCCUUCUUAUUAGCUUGGAAACAGCAGCAAAGCGCGAAAUAUUUCAGAAAUUAAAAACGGAAGAUUUCAGCUCGGAUUAUGAUAGACCAUGGGUUGGUUUGUAUUGGACAAAUGAUCAAACAUUACAUUGGGACGGACUGACAGCAUGUCCCGCCCCCGCAGCACAAGAUGUAGAUAAUUAUAAUUUUAAAGCGGAUGGAGAAAGAAAUUUUAAAAAUGGUGAAAGAUGCUACAGAGAGAAUAAUGGUCUAGAGUUACGGGGCUGUGGGGGGAGUAAUAUGUUUGUCUGUGAAUUCUUUGCAGCUGAUGGCUGCCCAUAUGUGAAACAAAAUAUACCACUAGCUUACGGUUCCCAGGUUUACACUGGUGUACCAUCACUGGACGAUUGUCAAGCCGAAUGCAGCAAUAAUAAUGGGUGUUUUUUAGCUGGAACAGUUUUAACAAGAUGCAUUUUGAUGUAUUCUGUGGAUUCAGCAAAUACUUCUGUCGUUGUUAAGAAUUGCGCCUCAGGCUCUUCAAUUGAAACGUCAAUAAUAGGUGGUAUUACUGCUGAUACUACUAAUCCAGAUGAAUGUGUGAUAAAUCCCACUACAGCUGCAACUACAACACCAGUCCCGCCUCCUGCAUGCCCAGAAGAAACAGUUACAGAAACAAGCACUGAAACGAGUACUGAAACAACGACCGAUACGUCAACAGAAACCUCCACGUUUACAGAACACUUUACUGAGACUUCUACAGAAACGUAUACAGAAACAUCGACAGAGUUUAUGACUGAAACAACUACUGAAUCUUACACCGAAACUCAAACAGAAACUGUAACAGAAACAUCAACCAUUACCAAUGGUGCUACUACAGUAUAUGAAGUGAGCAGUAUAAUAAUCUCUGACGUUUCCACUGCAGUAAUAACGGUAACAGAAUCGCCAUCUUGUGAAGUAACAUGUUCUUCUUCAGAAAUUAUUGAGUCAAGUCCAGAAUAUAGCACUUCCUCGACAGUUUAUGUGCAUUUUUCUAGCAGUCUAUCAGCCAGCGACGAUGAAAGUGAUAGUUCCAUAACAACUUCGUCCACAUUUGGAGGAUUUUUAGCUUCGGACGGAACAUUGCGUACACAAGUUUGUCGCGACAUAAUAUAUGUCACCCAUGAUCCUGCACAAACUCAAGCUGCUGUCAACAGCAUAGUGAAUGAAUUAACAGUGGAAAAGGGUAAUUUGACUGCCGUAGUGAUUAAAAAAAUAAGUGCAGAUGACGAGCGUCCGUCCUCAACAGUGAUUGGUUAUGCCGGAGUAGUAUUUUUAGUAAUACCCAUUGUGUUAAUGAUAAUAGUAGAUGUACCAACAUAUUACAUUGCGGCUCAAGCUGCUGUCAAAUUUUGCAAAACCAACAAUCAUUAA
Lottia gigantea (owl limpet) is the source of this 1563-nucleotide messenger RNA. RefSeq lists its product as hypothetical. The transcript is spliced from 6 exons. The record is from RefSeq and is a predicted model, not a curated record. The coding region runs from base 1 to 1563 and encodes 520 amino acids. NCBI's taxonomy places the organism in Eukaryota, Metazoa, Mollusca, Gastropoda, Lottiidae.